Molecule: messenger RNA, 1234 nt
Organism: Periophthalmus magnuspinnatus
Lineage: Eukaryota; Metazoa; Chordata; Actinopteri; Gobiiformes; Gobiidae
Gene: rgs19
Product: regulator of G protein signaling 19
Exons: 5
Coding region: 237-986 (249 amino acids)
Source: RefSeq, a predicted model, not a curated record
GCGCUCCGAGUGCGCGUCUCUCGGCACAGUCUGUGGGAAAAAACCGAGCGGUGGAGGGGGAGGAGGCGGAGGCGGUUACACGGACUCGCUCUACCCGGUCCAGCGGCACCAGCAGCGGGCGGUACGACGCGUAAAAAACUCCCCCCGGCCUCCGUUAUUACGCGGAAAAAAAAAAACGCACCCAAAGCAGCGGUGCGAAGCGGUAGAGGAAGCGACGAAGAAAAGCAGCGAUACGGAUGUGCCUCCGAAAACGCAACGGAUACCGCCCUCCGGACCUUCUUCAUGCCGAAAUUUACACAGGUCCGGUCCCGGGCGAGCGAGGGGGCGAGGCCAUGGGGGGCGGGCGCACUGAAACCUCUGCUCUGAGCGGGACAGGAGGGGGACGGGCCAUCACCACGACCCACAAUUCCCAGCGGCCCAACGCCUGCUGCUUCUGCUGGUGCUGUUGCUGUAGCUGCUCAUGUGUCACUUUCAGGAACGAAGAGGAGCGCAGGAAACGGCGGAGGAGGAAGAGGAUAUCACAGGACACCAAGAUGGAGACCAUACUAAACUGUGAAGCUUGCACCAAACCAUCAGUGGAGGAGAUGCGUCUUUGGUCCCAGUCUUUUGACAAGCUGAUGAAGAACCCGGCUGGUCGAAACGUGUUCCGAGAGUUCCUGCGCACAGAGUACAGUGAGGAGAACAUGUUGUUUUGGCUGGCCUGUGAAGACCUCAAGCAGGAGAUGAACAAAAACGCCAUCGAGGAAAAGGCCCGCUCCAUAUAUGAGGAUUACAUCUCCAUACUGUCCCCCAAAGAGGUGAGUCUGGAUGCCCGGGUGCGAGAGGUGAUCAACAAGAAGAUGCAGGAGCCGACGCCGCACACAUUUGAAGAUGCUCAGCUGCAGAUCUACACUCUAAUGCACAGGGACUCCUACCCACGCUUCCUCUCCUCCAGCAUCUACAAGUCCCUGGUACACGGGGGCUCUCGGACCUCCUCGGAGUCCUAGUCCCCAGUCCAAGUCCUGGUCCCAGUCCCAGUCAUGGUCGGGAUCUAGACUUAAGCUCCCUACGUCCACUCCUGUAAGACUGAUCACACAGUUUCUAGAAAGUUCUCACAAAACACUCCUAGAUUUUGACCCCUUCAUUUCAAAGUUUAAAAUUUUAGAAUAUGAAAUUUGGCCGUAAAGCCUAGUCACCUGACAUAAUAUAUUAGCUUUACAAUAGUUUGUUUUUCAUAUUAUAUUGUUCAAUUGAA